AUAAAAUAAAAUAAAAAAGUGGAGAGAAUAUUGGAUCGGAUUUACAUGGAAGUGAAUUUAUAAAAAAAAUGAAUAUUAAAAUAAUUAAGUUUUGUUUUAAAAACAAAACAGUCAUUUCAAAACAUUAAAUGUCAUACCUGUGUUUCGAUAGCGUGUAAAGCCUUAAAUUUAAUAUUUAAUUAUUCAUAUUUUAUUUAAAUAUCAAACAGAUGUUGAUUUUAAAAGAAAAUAGUGUAAAUUAGAAAUUUAAUGACAAAAAGCCGAUACGUGUUUUGUGUUAAACAAUAUUCUUGAAAACACAAACUAUGUAUUUAAUAGUUACGGAUAUCAUUUAACAGAGUACAAAUGUUACUGGAAGAGAAUCUCUUCCGAUUAAACCAUUUUCUAAGCAGUUAGCAAGUUCGGGCUUAAUGCCUUGCAAGUCACUGACCCUGACACAUUGGAUGUAAAUGACCAAUUGCUGUCUAGACUUCUUGUAUGGAAAUAACUGACUGACCUAAUUAGCAUUUUAUUUUGAUGAAAUUGCUUAUGCUGGCUUACAUUGUUUUGAAAUUGUUUCGUCAGAAAUAAUAUGCUGUAGACAUAUUUAAUGUUGUUAAAUUGGAGACAAUUUUGAUAUUUGUUACUUUAAAGUGGUGGUCCUGAGUAUUUCGUAGGCAAUUAUUGUAUACAUAUUGAAAAAUGUUUACCUCAAUUCCAAAAAAAUUAAGGGAAGGAUUAGAAACAAAUGUUACAAUUGAAGACUUGAACGAUAUUCUCGUUCAUUUACAUUAUCCAGCGAUCAUUUUCAUUGCUGUUUUAAUGGUCGUUGGUGUCGUUGGCAAUGUCUUCCUCAUUUAUGUUUACACAACGAAGUACCCACAAUCAUCUUACAGAAGUUUCAUUUUGUGGUUAGGAUGGAUAGACCUUAUAGCUUGCAUAGUCGGAAUUCCAUUGUUAAUAGUCAGUAUGCUUUAUCCGUACGUGCUUCCGUCUGAAAUAGCAUGUAAGACAUUACCUUUUCUGCACGUUUUUCUCGUGGUCAGUUCUGCUUUCAUUGUGAUUGCUAUAGCAAUAGAACGACAUCGGAGGAUUUGUCAAACAUUUCCGUCGGAAAUAAUUCCUAUUAGAAUAAAAAAGAUGUGUAGUAUAGCAUCUGCGUUAGGCUGUUUAGUCGCCAUUCCGGCGAUAUUUAUAUACGGUAGUGCUAGAGUUGACACUGGUGUUCAUAACAUUACAGGAAUAGAGUGCUUUAUAGAUCCGGAUUAUGAACAUUCCAUUCUGCCUAAAAUAUAUCUGAUAUUUCUAUUAACACUGACCAUAAUAUCUGCUGUGGUUAUUGGUAUAUUGUAUUUCCGGAUUGGGGUUCGAAUCUAUCAUCAUCACCAGUUUAUUAGAGAAAAUACAUACAACGGGCAAUUUAUCUUUGACGACAAAUGUGACAAACCUGCACAGAUAAGUAACAAGGCAAGUGAGAUUGAUAAAGAUACAGCAUCAACAAACGAAAGUCAAUUGAAGAAAUCUCCUUCAGUAAAGAGAACAAAAUCUACAAACAAUUCAGUUAUACAAGAUAUAGAUUUACUAAAUAACCCGUUCGGAGAUGACAUGUAUCGCUUAUAUUCCAAUUUCCUACACGAAAGCUCAAAAAUGACAAUGUUUACAAGAGGAACUAGAGAGACUGACCGACUAAUGCAAUCAGGAAAGACAACGAUUAUAAAGACUAAUCAACAGAAGUCGACGAUUAAAAUGAUAGAAGAACAGUCUGACAGACAUGUUUCGACGAUGGAAAUGACAAAUAUGCAAACGACGACUAAACACACAAAUUCUUACGCUGACAGACACGUAACGCUGACUAAACUGACAAAUGAACAUGCUGACAGAGAAGUGUCGAUGACUAAACUGGCAAAUGAACAUGCUGAAAGACAAGUGUCGAUGACUGAACUGUCAAAUGAACAUGCUGACAGACAAGUGUCGAAGACUAAACUGACAAAUGAACAUGCUGACAGAGAAGUGUCGAUGACUAAGCUGGCAAAUGAACAUGCUGACAGACAAGUGUCGAUGACUAAACUGACAAAUGAAUAUGCUGACAGACAAGUGUCGAUGUCUAAUUUGGCAAAUAUGCUUACUGACAGACAAGUGUCGAUGACUAAUCUUGCAAAUAUACAAGCUGAGAGACAAGUGUCGAUGUCUAAUCUUGCAAAUAUACAUGCUGACAGACGAGUGUCGAUGUCUAAUCUUGCAAAUAUGCAUGCUGACAGACAAGUGUCGAUGACUAAACUAACAAAUGAACAUGCUGACACACAAGUUUCGAUGAAUAAACUGGCAAAUAUGCAUGCUGACAGACAAGUGUCGUUUACUAAAAUGACAACUAUGGAAGCUGACAGACACAGGUCGAUGACUAAACUGGCAAAUGUGCAUGUCGACAGACAAAUGUCGGUGCCUAAACUAAAUAAACAGACUGAUAGACAAGUGCCGAUGCUAAAAUUUGCAAAUAAUUUGACUGACAGACAAGAGACGCCAUCUCUACUGAUAAAUAAACAUCCUUAUGGACGAGAGGCUAUGUCUAAACUGAUAUCAAGAUAUACUGAAAGACGAGAUUCGAUGUCUCCACUGGUAAAUUCACAUCGUGACAGACGAGAGUCGUCGACAACAAUGAUAACAAAUAUUGAGUUGGACCAAAUAGAACCAAUGACAAAAACAAUAAAAGGACAGGCUGAGCCACAAGAAGUGAUAACUGAGACAAAUUUAGAAGCAGAACUACAAGAGGCGACGGAUAAAGAAGUUGUCAGAGAAAUUGACCAAACUGGGACCGGAGCGAAAGUGAACGAAAGGCAGAUAGAACGAAAGGUAUCAAGGCUGAAAGAAAGAAAGGUGUCAAAGCUCAAAGUAAUCAAUAAACUGGGGAAUGUGAGAAAGAAUCCAGUCAAAGGAAGGCCAAGCUUGCGGACGAAGCAAAUCAUGUUCAUGUUGUUUAUGAUUCCUGUUUUGUUUGUAUUAUCCUUCAUACCACAUUUAGCCUUGUUAUUGCUUAAGGCAUUCAAUCCUUCUUUCUUUAAUGAUAUGAGUCCAAUUGAAGUUUCAGUCUACAAUGUUUUCCUAAGAUCAUUUGUGAUAAAUAACGUGGCAAACCCGAUAAUUUACGGAUUUUGUGACAAAAAAUUCAGAUCGGAAUGUGUCGACUGUGUUUUUAGAUGUUAAAGGUGUGGCAGAUGGUCAUUUCAUUAUGGAAAAUAUUCCAUAAAUUGAAAGAGAAACAAAAUGGAAACUUAGAAGCGCAAAUUCGCAAAACUAAAAAUUUUGCAGCCUCAAUUUGUUCGAGUCUGUUCAUGAACAGUAAUUGCAAAUGUAAUUUACCAUCCACGCCCCCUAGUACUACAUGAAACAAAAGUCAACAUUUUGAUAUCAAGGUGUUUAGUUAAUGUUAAUAAGGACAAAUGACCGAUAUGUCAUAUGUGUUUUAAAUUUAUAUGAUAUAUAUUUGUUCAUAUAUUUUAUUAUGAACUCUCAAGCAUAAUAAUUAGAUCUAUUACAAACAUUUUUAAUGACUUAUGAAUGAUUUGUUGUGUUUUUUUUUUUAUCUUUGUCUUUUUGUUUCUUGAUAUUAUAUAAAACAUGUAUAUGUUGGAAAAAAAUAAAUGUGUGCGUAAAAUUAUGUUAUUUGCAGAAGCUGUUAAAACUGAAAAUUAUAUAUUCAAAAUUACUCGCAAAACACAUUAUUGUUUCCAUGUUCUUGAUCCUUAAGAUUAAUAUUUUAUCUCUAAUGGGAUAAAUGUUUACGGAUUGUACAUUUUACAACAUUGUCAUCUUUAAUGUAUAGUAUUGAGCCGGUAUACGUAUUUUAUGUUUUUCGAAUAACAAGCUUUUAUACUAUAAUUUAUUAUAAGCAUAUGUUGAUCUGUUUACUAUGUAUAUUGAAGAUAUUUGCUAUACUCAAGAACUUAAGUAUAUGGAUUAAUUGAAACAUUAUACAGGAACUGUACGAUGAUUUUCAAAAUAGAAUAAGUCUAUUUCCAGAGCCGAAAGCCAACGGCCAAGGUGAAUAUCAUAACAUAAGCCAAAUCCAUAGACUUUUGGUAUUCGCCGACAUUUCAUACAAUAACUGUUUUCUUGUAUGAUGUAACUAAAAAUCUUCUUUUUGGUAAGUUUUCCCUUUUUCUUUCCACGCAUAUAAGCGGAUGGAAUAACAGUUGAUGUGAAUUAUGAUAUAUAUAACUUGUAUUAUUGUUAUUAUUACGCUUUAUAUAUAAAAUUGUGCUUUAAGAGUAAUCAAAGCGUAUUGUUAUAUUAAACAAGUUCAUUUUUUUCAUUUCAUGUGUGUUCAUGUUAAAUAUACUGAAUGUACAAUGUUGUAUCUUUAUAAUUCUAUGUUUAAUAACAACCAAAUAUUUCAUGACAAUAAUUAUUUGUAAAUAAUAAUUUCAGGUCAGGUAAUGUGUGUGCAAUGAAAAAACUAAAUAUGAGGAAAUGUGAAGAAAAUUGACAUAAGAUUGGUGACUUUUUGGGGGUGGGGGAGGGGAAGGACAAAGAAAUAAAACGAUAUUACUAAAACUACUGUUUUAAUAGAACACUCAAUAAGAAACGGUUAAUUUUUGAAAGAUACCUCUUGUUACACAUUAUGUAGCAAAAUAAAUCGCAUUUUCAUAUAUUUUCUUUCUUAAAUUGUGUUGCUAUGUUAAAUAGAAUCUGAAUAGAUAUGAAAUAAUACUUUUAUAUCAAGUUAUAAUACUUGCCAUUUUUUCAUGAUAUAUUUUUUUUUAAUUUGACAAAUUGUAAUUUUAACAGGAGGUUUCCAUUUACUUAAAAUUAAAAUCUUAUUUCAUAAAAUUGAGUGUUUUUAAGUAAUGAAUCUAUCA
Ruditapes philippinarum (Manila clam) is the source of this 4832-nucleotide messenger RNA. RefSeq lists its product as uncharacterized. The record is from RefSeq and is a predicted model, not a curated record. Gene Ontology annotation, molecular function: peptide binding; G protein-coupled receptor activity. Gene Ontology annotation, biological process: G protein-coupled receptor signaling pathway. Bases 682 to 3177 code for a protein of 831 amino acids. The transcript is spliced from 2 exons. Gene Ontology annotation, cellular component: membrane. Lineage: Eukaryota; Metazoa; Mollusca; Bivalvia; Venerida; Veneridae.